Molecule: messenger RNA, 1077 nt
Organism: Lodderomyces margitis
Lineage: Eukaryota; Fungi; Ascomycota; Pichiomycetes; Serinales; Debaryomycetaceae
Product: zinc-binding alcohol dehydrogenase family protein
Exons: 1
Coding region: 1-1077 (358 amino acids)
Molecular function (GO): oxidoreductase activity, acting on NAD(P)H
Source: RefSeq, a predicted model, not a curated record
AUGAAAGCAGCAGUCAUUACAGGAAACAAAGUUUCCGAUUUUGAAAUUAAAGAAGUGCCAACUCCCGAAAUUUCCGAAAACGAGAUCCUCAUCAAAUCGAAAGCAUUUGCCGUUAACCCAACUGAUUGGAAGCAUGUUGAAUUUCAAUUUAGUAAAGAAGGAGAUAUUUUAGGCAGUGAUGUUAGUGGAAUUGUGGAAAAGGUUGGUGCUAAAGUUGACAAUUUCAAAGUUGGUGAUUAUGUCAGUUCAUUUAUUGUUGGAAACAUAUCACCCAAAAAUGGAGCUUGGGCCGAAUAUGUUGCUGCUAAUCCAUUGGGAACAGUCAAGUACCCUCAGUUGACGGAAGAUCCAAGCAAGACUGAAGCUGGCCCCAUUACUACUUUUGAAGGGGCAGCCAGUGUCAGUUUAGGUUUAGUCACUGUCGGUUAUUCAUUCUCUUAUUCGUUGAGAAUUCCAGAAAAUGUUGUUGAAGGCGAUUUCAUCUUGAUUUGGGGUGGUGCUACUGCCACUGGUGCCUUGGCUAUUCAAUUGGCCAAGUUGAUCUAUGGUUUAAGAGUAGUUGCCACUGCUUCCCCAAAGAAUCACGAGUAUCUUAAAUCUUUAGGAGCUGAAUACGUGUUUGAUUAUCAUGAUGAUCAAGUUGUUGACAGAAUUAAGGAGGUUGUUGGUGGCACAUUGAAAUUUGGAUUUGAUACAAUCGGCACACCUGAAUCUUUCCAAUCGGUUUAUGAUGCGACAGCCAACACCGAGGUAACCAUAUUCCUUGACUCUACAUUGUUUCAAGAUAAAUCCAGCAUCAAGUUGAAUGAGUCAAGAGACAAUUACAAGAUUCAUUGGGGUCACACUUUGGCCUAUCUUGCAAUCACGAAAACAAAAUUUUUUGGUAAAGAUUUAUACCAGCCCGAUGAUUUAUUAAAGGCUUUUGAACCUUGGUGGACUGAGGUUUUACCAAAGUACAUUGACAAGGUAAAGCAUACAAAUUUGGAAGUUUUACCACGUGGUUUACAAAGCGCUGGUAAAGCUUUGGAAUUAUCGAAGAAUGGUGUAUCUAAUGCUAAAGUUGUAUUUGAUGUGUAA